This is a messenger RNA of Ipomoea nil (Japanese morning glory), 1802 nucleotides long. RefSeq names its product replication protein A 70 kDa DNA-binding subunit B-like. The coding region runs from base 135 to 1802 and encodes 555 amino acids. The transcript is spliced from 9 exons. Lineage: Eukaryota; Viridiplantae; Streptophyta; Magnoliopsida; Solanales; Convolvulaceae. The record is from RefSeq and is a predicted model, not a curated record.
CUAAGUUUGCUGGUUAUAUAUAGCUACACAUUCAGGCCUCAAAGCAAAGCAAAGCAAAAUAUUACAACUUUCUUUCAUCUGUGCUACCACAAAACGAAGCAAAAUAUUACAACUUUCAGCUUUCAAAAACCAACAUGACUGGGCAGUUCAUAGUUGGUGCCCAGCUUCACCCGCAGCAGACUUCUAAGGCCAUUAGAUUGCGUUGUGUGCGGAGCUAUGUUGUCACUGAAAACAGAGGACAAAAACAAAUUAGAAGUCAAGAGUGUGUCUUUCAUGAUCAAGAGGGUAUUUUUAUUCAUGUUCACAUACCUAAGGAUAUUGUUGCAACAUACCAGAAUAUGUUCAAGGAGGGUAAAGUCUAUGGUAUUCGAAAUUUCUUAUGUAUCACUAACUUUUUCAAGUAUAAAACAAGCACGCAUCGUUAUAUGAUCAAAUUCAAACAUGACACUGUUGUGAAGCAAUAUCAGCGUGUGAAUUUCCCUAAAACAAUGUUCCGGUUUAAGAGUUUCCCGGACAUACUUUCAAAGAAGAAUGUUGAUGAGAAAGUGUUGAUAGAUGUGAUUGGCCGAGUUGUUGAAAUUUAUACACCACUAGACAAAGUGAUAGCUGGAAAACAAACAAGGCUUAUUGACUUUGUUCUUGAAGACAAUGGUAAAAAUCAGAUUAAGUGUACAUUAUGGGAUGAGCAUGUGGAUCAACUAUCUCCUUAUUUCCACAUUGCUGCAUCUGAUCCAGUCAUACUUCUCAUUCAACUUUGUAGGGCCAAGUUUAUGGACAAUGGCGAGGUUCGUAUUUGCAGCUCCUUUGAUGCUACCCAACUAUUUUUUACUCAUUCGUCUAAGGAGUUCCGUGACUUCAAGAAUAGCUUUACAGGUGACUACACCCCUUUGAGGUGUAUAAAAUCUGGUUCUAGGCUUGAUGUUGGUUUCCCUACUAAUGGCCUGCAUCCUAAUGAUAUUUUGGUUACUCCUAUUGAAGAUAUUUACUUGAAAAAACAGUUGGGGGAGUAUUGGGUUGCAGGCAGAAUUGUUGGCGUAGAGAGUAUAAGUGAUUGGUAUUUCAUUUCUUGCAAGACUAAUUCUUGCAAGAAGAAGCUUGCUGAACAAGGUGGCAUGAUGUACUGUGGUGGGUGUAAGAAUUCUUGGCAUGAAGGAAUUGUGAGGUAUAGGUUGAUUGUCCGUGUGGCGGACCACACUGGAGAUGCUCCUAUGCUUAUAUGGGAUCGUGAAUGUGCAGAUUUGGUUGGUAUGUCAGCGGCUGAGUUAAAGGCUAAGUACCCUGAGGGAAAUAAUUGUAUUCCACCUGAACUUGGUCGCUUGCGUGGGAUGUCUAUGGUUUUCCGUAUUGUUAUGAAGAAGGAACAGGUGGAGAGCUACUAUUCUACCUUUACGGUUCUAAGGAUUUGCAGGGAUGAGCCAUUAGUUACACAACACUGCUCAGGUUUUCUAGGUGCCCCUUCUGCUGAAAUGGUUCCAGGUCAUGUCGGAGGUUCUUUGGAUGUUGGAUGUAACUCUGAGCAACAGUUUGGCAGUGAUGAAGAGAAGUUUUUUGGAGUGGAGGAUGUCUCUGAUGGUGUGGAAGAUGAUAUCACUAUUGGUUUGGAUGACAUUUCUGAGGAUUUAGGGGAUGAGCAUGUUGCUGAUGCUGUUAAGGGAUCUAUGGUCAAAGAUUUGGUUACUGCUGGUGGUUGUAACAAAACUAAGGAUAAGGGUAUUGUUGAUUUGGAAAGUGAACAUGUGGGUGUUCCUCUUAAGAGAUCUCUGCUGAAAGAGUUUGGUAUGUCUGGUACUCUGGUAGCAUAA